This is a messenger RNA of Chelonus insularis, 1093 nucleotides long. RefSeq lists its product as uncharacterized. The record is from RefSeq and is a predicted model, not a curated record. NCBI's taxonomy places the organism in Eukaryota, Metazoa, Arthropoda, Insecta, Hymenoptera, Braconidae. The transcript is spliced from 4 exons. The coding region runs from base 197 to 976 and encodes 259 amino acids.
AUAAUUUGAAAAUUCAAAGGACGUACAAACUUGAUAAAGUUUAAACGCAAUGAUUAAUGAGCUGCGUACGCACAUCAAAAUUUGGUAGAUGUUGACGCAGCUUUUGAACUAAAUAAGAAAACAACAUUGUAACAUCAAUUUUGGGCCAGAAGUGCAUCAUAGCUUGAAGCAAGUGUUUGUGGUGUGAUUCAUCAAAAUGUUUUCAUUAAUCGAUAAAUUAUUUUUUGGUAUGUGGUGGAUUUUAAAAACUGUCUUCACUAUAGACAGGGAAGCACCACUUGUGGUUGAUCUGAUUCUAAGAGGACGUGUGCCUUUACGCAAGUUAAUAUGUUACACGGGAAUUAUCAAUGUGAUAAUGUGUAUAGGAUUGAUUAUAUUACUUUGCCUAUGUCCUGGAUACAUAACGGCUUCUGAAUGGGGAGAGGAAGAUGAUUUCGUGAAGAUGGAUGUUGUAUCGGGUUUUUUUCACGCAGCAAUUAUGAAUGCAGUAUGUUCAAUUAUAGUGGCUCUGAUAUUUGUUUAUGAAGCUUACAAGUCAAAGAUUGAGUGGACAAAACGACUUCUAAUUUUUGGAUAUGCAAAUGGUUUUGCAAUGGGUCCUACAUAUGUGAUAUUUACAUUAAUACUUUAUUUUUACCCAAUACGAAGAAAUGGCGAAAUGCACAAAUAUAUUCUUGAAGUUGUCAUUUCAUCAGUUAUGAACAUGAUAUUCUUACAAGUAGUUGAUCAUUUUAUGGCUGAGGAAGAAGAAAAAAUGUAUGAAGAAGAAGAAAAAAUAAAGGCAGAAAAAGAUAAGAUAAAAGGAGAAGAAGACAAAAUAAAUGGAGAAAAAGAUAAAAUAAAUACAGAAGAGGACAAGAGUUCAACGAUUCAACAAAAUACGACAUCAGAUGAUGUAUCUAAAAAUCCUGAGAUGUCGAUUCGUAAAAGACAACGUGAUAAUGAUACAGAAGAAAGUUGUAUCACUGAGUCAUAAAUGAAUCGGGAUCUUUUGUCUUAAGUAUACUGAUGUGAAUUUGAUGAUUAAGGUAUAAUAUUGUAAAGUACAUGUGACUAAUCAAUAUGAUUUAAAUUGAAUAGUUCAUUCAAAAUG